AUCUCGGAGAAGGAGGUUCCAGCGGAGGCAAGAGAAAGCCAGAUUUAAACAAAGGGAAGGAGGACGGUUGAAGGCGAGGAGCGAAUAGGAGAGCGGGGACCGGCACAAGGAAGGAGACACAGCGUUUUGUGAAGAAGAGAAAGCGAGGAAGCGGAGGAGGGAGGAGUAGAGAGGAGAGGAGAAAAAGAGGAGGGGGAACAGGAAACGCGAUCACUUUCAGCUGCAGCCGUUCCUGCCGCAGCAUGGGCAAUGCACCAUCCCAAGGCAUGUCAACCCUAUCUUUAUGCAUGCUUGUGCAGCAUUUUUCUCUCGCUUCAGAGUGUUGUUGCCAUUCAAGCCAGCUGGCUGUCCUCCUGUUACACUCUGUGGGAGCUGGGGAUGGGGUGGAUGGAGGGGGUGGAGAGCAGCAUCGCUCGAGGAAAGUGAUGCUGAGGUGUCAUCAGGUAGAUGAUAGCUUUAAGGUGUCCGGCAGGAGACCAGGUGAUGGAAACACUGGGUGGAGGCUCCAUGUGUAUGAGCAGCAACACAUGGGAGGGGGCUGGUAGAGAGCAAAAGUAGCAUCAGUGAAGCAGGUGGAGCUGGUGGGUGUGAUCGUGUAAGUGUGUGUGUGUGUGUGUGUGUGUAAGAAAAAGUGAGUAGUGACAGAUUUUUGUUUUGUGUGUAGUCAGGAGUGUGAUUGUGUCGUGUGUGCAGCAGCUGCUGUAGAGCACACGGAGAACCUUUGGGAAUGAAGUCGCUCCGAGGUGCAUCUGUGUGGAAAAGGGAAGGAUAUACAGCAACAUGAAUAAGAUGGAUAAAAGAAUGCGUAUUUAAUAAGAAAAUAAGGGGAAUAGGGUAUAGCUUUGAGGGAAUUUGAUUGGAUGGAUGAACAAGGGGGUCGACUCCCAAAUCCCUUGGGUACCAAAUCCCAUCUUUUUGUCAUUCCGUCAUUCAUUUCAGUCCACUCGAUCUCCCUUUUAUAGCCUCUUUGGCAAAACUCAGGCAGGAAAGUUUUGCAGCAAUAUAAAAACAGACUGAAAAUGCAAUUCUGAUUCCUGAAAAGCAACACGAGAAUAAAAGAUGGAGGCAAAAGCGUUGAGAUCUAGAAGAAUCUGUGAGAACAGUCUCACCUUGGGUUUAAAGAUACGUCGGAUGACUAAUAAAAGAAAAAGAAAAGGAAACGGAUAAACACUUUUCAAAGAGAGGGAGGAGGGCAACAUCACACAGCUCCGGGAAAUUCAGCCACUUUCAUUUCUCUCUCUUACUUUUCACUCCCUCACCUUUUCUUCCUCCCCUCCUCUUCCUCCCUCACUUGCUUCUCACCGAGGGACAGUCUGGUAGCUGCUGGCUAAAAGGGAAAGAAGACAAGAGGGAGGCAAAAUGAAAGACGGGGAAAGAAUGAAAGGAGGUUCAAAAGAGCAGAAGAUAAAAAAAUGGUUUACUCGUAGAUGGACCGCCAACGCCGGGGCCUGUUUCCCUAAGCAAGAUCCCGAGCGCGGUGGCAGUCACAUGAUCUCGACAGAUGACUUGGAGUAUCCGCGAGAGUACCGGACGCUGGGGAACAGCGCUCGGCGGUUCUCCAAUGUUGGCCUGGUGCACACGUCUGAGCACCGGCACACUGUCACCGCCGCCCAGAGCCUGGAGGCCCUGACCAACUUGCACAAGGCCGACAUGGAACGUAAAAGAGACGCCUUCAUGGAUCACCUGAAGAGCAAGUACCAACAGCAGCAGCAGCAGCAGCAGCUGCAGCAUCCGCACCACAGCCCCCACCACAACCCACCAUCACCCUCUCCCUCCCACGCCAGCAUGAGGGGCACUUCAGAACGCUCUGCCCGAGAACAGCAACAACCCAACUACUGGAGCUUUAAGAGCCGCAGCCCACGACAUUCCCAGUCCACCCAGUCUGGGCUUGCCGACCAGGCUGCCAAGCUUUCCUUUGCCUCCGCUGAGUCCCUGGAGACCAUGUCAGAAGCAGACAUUCCUCUAGGGUUCAACCGGAUGAACCGAUUCCGCCAGAGCCUGCCCCUGUCUCGCUCAGCCAGCCAGAACAAGCUACGGUCUCCAGGCGUGCUGUUCCUGCAGUAUGGAGAUGAGACACGUCGGGUUCACAUCACCCACGAGCUGAGCAGCAUGGACACGUUGCACGCUCUCAUCGUGCACAUGUUCCCUCAGAAGUUGACAGCGGGUAUGCUAAAGUCUCCCAACACGGCGAUUUUGAUCAAAGACGAGGCCCGAAAUGUCUUCUAUGAGCUGGAGGACAUCCGGGACAUUCAGGACCGCAGCAUCAUCAAGAUUUACCGCAAAGAGCCCAUUUAUGCGUCUUACCCCGCUACCGCACACCUGGCUAACGGAGACCUGAGGAGAGAAAUGGUGUAUUCCUCUCAUGAAUCCUCCCCAACACGCCGCCUUAACACCCUCCCAUCCUCCACAACCUCAGCAUCCUCUGGCUCUCCGUCCCGCUCACGCCUCUCCUACAGCGGGGGUCGCCCUCCUUCCCUCUCCGGGAACCAUCCCCAACACGAGCAGCCCAGACAUCCACACCAUCACGCAGCUGGCCACGGUGUCAACGCCGGUCUGUCUCCUUCACCCAGUGCCAUCCUGGAGCGCCGUGAUGUCAAGCCUGACGAGGAAGUUUCUGCUAAGAAGUUGGCUCUAAUGAAAAGUGAGGGGCUGUACGCAGACCCUUACAGCCUGAUGAACGAGGGCCGUCUCAGCAUUGCCUCCACCCAGUCGUUGGCCACCAUUGGUGACCCCUUCAGCUACCCUGUUACCACCGGGCUGUACCGUCGCGGCUCUGUUCGCUCCCUCAGCACCUACUCAGCUGCUGCUCUCCAGGGAGACCUGGACGAUGCGUUUUAUAAGCCCGGCGGUUCACUCUACUCUGACACAUACUCCUCCGCCACCCUGGGGAUGGGUUUUCGCAUGCCGCCUUCAUCUCCACAAAAAAUCCCAGACAUGCAGCUGAGGGACAGGGAUUCUUACUCCAGUUCACCAAGGCCUUCACCUGUCAGGCAGAGUUUCCGCAAAGACUCUGCUUCUUCCUCCGUGCUUGUGGAGAGUCCAAAGUCCAGGCCCAGCUCCGGCUCAGAGCCCUUGUGCCUCACAGGUGUACCAGGAGAUGGAAGCAGGGGUGGCUUUGGUUCUUUAUCUGGACAAGAUGCAGAAACCAGUAGGGACCAUCGCCUGGAGCGUAUGGAGGCCAUGGAGAAGCAAAUAGCCAGCCUGACCGGCCUUGUCCAGAGUGUGCUGACCAGAGCACCAGACAGCGACAGCACAUGCGGCCUGCUUCGUCUCUGCAUGAUGGCGGGCUGCCCUCCAGACCAAGGGACGGACUUUUCACGGCCAUUGCCUUUCUCUUCCAGCGAGAAGACCGAAACUAACAGUGACGGCUCCGCCACUGGAACUGGAUGGCCGAAGAAGAAAGCAAACACACCGUCAGCACCUCUAGCUCUGAUGCCUCCCCCUCCGUCUAACACAACGCCCGUGAAUGGCGUAGGGCGCCUGCAGAUCAAGCUCCAUUUACACGGUCUGCAGCAAAAUGCCAUGGAUCUACGCAAACAGCUCACUCAGCUACGCAAGAUGCAGGUUGAGAACCAGGAUUCAGUGAGAACUUUACUGAAAUGCACAGAGGCAGAGUUGAACAUUCGUGUGGCAGAUGCCCUGAGGAAGCAGGAGGAUCCUCUGCAGAGACAGCGCCUCCUUGUGGAGGAGGAAAGACUCAAGUACCUUAAUGAGGAGGAACUGAUCAUCCAGCAGCUCCAUGACCUGGAGAAGUCGGUGGAGGAGAUCCAGAAGGACACGUCUGUCAACCACAAGCUGGUGACGGUGCAGGAGCUGGAGGAGAAGGCUAAUGUUCUGCGAAAGCUGGGAGAAACACUCACAGAGCUGAAAAAUCAGUUCCCAAGCCUUCAGAGUAAGAUGCGGGUGGUGCUGCGGGUGGAGGUGGAAGCAGUCAAAUUCCUUAAAGAAGAGCCACACAGACUGGACGCCUUGUUAAAACGCUGCAAGACUAUAACUGACACCCUCAAUACGAUGCGCAGGCAAGCAAAUGAAGGGGUUUGGAAAAAGCAAGACAACUUCACUAAUCCUUUAUCAAAGCACAACGAUGAAUUGCAAAAAUUUCCAGGCUUUGACAUCCCCACCAGCCCACCGUUGACCAUCAGUGACCUUGGGGGAGGGAACAGCCUCUCUAACUGGAGCCCUCACUCCAGCCUGAGUCGAGGUCUUGGUAAUCCAUCCAGCUCUCAUAAGGACAAUCAUCCUCCCAUUCCCCACAAGGGCAAAGCCCUGGAGGAGCUGGAGCGCCGAGCUGCUGCUGACAAAGCUUUAUCCAUGGAAGUCCGACUGGCAGCAGAGCGGGACUGGGAGGAGAAACGAGCCAGUCUCACCCAGUACAGUGCACAGGACAUCAACCGGCUGCUGGAGGAGACGCAGGCGGAGUUAAUGAAGGCCAUUCCAGACCUGGAUUUUGCUGCCAAGCAGAUCAAGCCUUCAUCCAACACACCGCCAACCCAGAACCCCCAGGGUUCAGCAGCGACUCCAGAACACCGCUCAAACAAGCCUCAACACAAGCUUUCUGCAAAAGAAGGAGGAUCCAGGCGCGGCUCUGAUGAGCUGAGCAUACCCAGGUAUCGCACAGAGAAGCCCUCCAAGUCUCCUCCACCUCCACCGCCUAGACGCAGUUUCCCCUCCUCACCGGGACUCACAUCUCGCAGCGGAGAGCCGCUGAUUCCUGGAAAAAGCAUAAAAAAAUCUGAGUCUGAUGAGACCGAGGCACAAAAACCCCACACAAAACUGAGGAGGACCAUGUCUGAAAACCCUCGUCCUGCAUCCACACCCCCGACUCUGGCCUCUGGAGAGACAGAGGAACGAGAGGAGGAUAGGAUUGCUGCUGAAUUGGAGCUUUUUGAGAGAGUCCCAAUCAGGCUCCCCCGUCCCCAUUCGCUAAUCCUCCCCGUUAGCCAAAGCAGCAGGGAACACGCCCCCCCCUCCAGAUGGGACCUGUGGCCUCUACAGGCCUCAGGCUCUACUGAGGGAAGAAAAUGCCCUGCUGUCCCCCACAUCGUGCUGACAGAGUCUUUGCCAUCUUCUCUCGGUGAUUCAGAAAAUCCUGUAAAAGAUUUAACAAAUGACAUCCAAGAAGAGAGUCCAGCACGAGAUCUGAGUGGGUGUCGUUUGGUCUACGAGACUAUAGGUUCAGGGCAAAUGUCCUCAGAAGAACUUGCUCUACAACAGAGGGAGUUGCGUUGUUUGGAUAAAGAGUUCCAACAGGAAACAGCUCUGAUUGUGACAGACCUGGACAUGAUGGUGGUGUCUCCUCGUGAGGUCCAGGAGCUUCAGAGAACAGAAGUUCUAACUCUUACUAUCUCACCACAGACUAAAGAAGUCUCUGAAGUGGAGCUGAAUAAACGACCUGUCCUUCUGCUUUUUGAUAAAGAAUAUGCUCCCAGAGACGCCUACAGACUGCUGUACUCCCUGCUGGAGCGGUCUAAACCAGUUCCCAAACCCAGAAUCAAAUUCUCUCACCAACCCAGCCAACCGAUCACUCUAAUGGAGGCUCUAAGGAGAGGGAUAGAGACGGGGGACCAGUUGCUUGUGUUUCAACACAAUAACAACACAGUGCAGGAGAGCACUUUACACUGUAGCUCUGAGGACAGUCUCUCCACCAGUGAGAGAAGCAUGACCCAAGACGUCCGACUCAGCACCUACAAGAGGCUGGACAGCUUGGAGGAAACGAUCAGAGAGCUGGAGAACACCUUGAUAGAGAUCAGUGGUCAUCCAGUGACGGAUAAACUCUACGCUGGGGAAACCACUCCUGCAGAAAGGAUUGGCAGUUUGACUUCAGAGACCAGGAAACCAACAGUUCCACCCAAACCAUCAUCGCUGAGCCCAGCAUCAGUCCAGGGAAGUAAUAACCCCAGCGUUGGUAAGACUCACUCCUCAGCUGCUUCAAAGCUGAAACACCUGCAGCAGAACACCACAGAGAAGACUAAAAGUGGCAAGAAAGAGGAUUUACUGAAGAGCCAGGGCCAGCAACAGCAAUGAACGGCCCGUUCGUAUCCAGCCUCCUCUUCAGCCUCCCUCUCCUCCCCCUCACCUGACUACAGAGAUGCACAAAUAUCAGCCCACUUUGCUCCUCUCACACCUCCAGUGCUGAAUUCAAAAUGUGUUCUGAAACCUGUUCAUUCAUAGGAGAGUGUACGUACGUACGUACGUACGUGUGUGUGUGUGUGUGUGUGUGUGUGUGUGUGUGUGUGUGUGUGUGUGUGUGUGUGUGUGUGUGUGUGUGUGUGUGUGUGUGUGUGUGUGUGUGUGUGUGUGUGUGUGCAAGCAUGCUCACACAGGCAUGUUUGGGAGUAGUGAUGAAGAAAGAUGCUGCAGGGAACACUACCCAGCCAAUUUGAAGACAUUUAAUUUUUCAUGAUUUCCCUCUUUGACCCCUGAAAUCCUCAUCUCCUCCACCCCUCCUAUCUUCUGUGUCCCUGCUCUACUUGAAGGCCUCGGGGACCGGCAGCGCUGGAUGCUUUGAACCGUACCUCUCUGGUUUCAAAACGGGGAUUUUUUCAGGCCGUGUGCCCUCUCCCGUUGCAGCGUUUGCCCCCGGCCUGAGGAAGUGCCCCUACGAGGGGGCGGUGCCCUCGCUGACAGUCUCUUCAAGCCAAGCGAAAGCCCUCUUGGCGAGUCUGUCAGCCUCUGGCCUGACCGCUGAGGCCUUGCUCCUGUCCUCUGCCCUCCGUCAACGCCGCCUUCUCCGUGAGCAGAGGGCCUCCUCCCUCCCCAGCAGCCAGUCCUCCACCCCCUCAUCUUCCUCUUCUCCCACCACCCCUACUACGUCCCCAUCUCCCUCCUCUCCCACUCCCCCGGGCUCCUUUACGUUCUCCUCUGGGGCUGUCAAGCUCAGCAGACGAAGCCCUGCCAGUCCCCAACAACUCAACAACUGCAAGGAUGGUGAAAACUCGAAGUAAUUGGAGGAGGAAGAAUGCCAACAAGCAUCAUCAUCCAGGAAGUAAAGGUGUAAAUUACAGGAUUUUCUUAAAGUUUUCACUACUAUUAUGUUUCAGGACUGUGUUUUUUUUUCAGUUUUUCUCAUGAAAGUUGGACUUUUAGCUCUCAAAAUUCCAGUUGGAAACUGCAUCUCGGACAAGAUUUCUUCCCCGAUCUGGUUUUCCUGCAGUUCUCCCACCCAGUCCUGCUGCCUAACAGAGAGCACACAGAAGGGCCUCCCUUUUCAGCAGCUGCCUGAAUCCUCACAUAGCCUCAUUCAGUGGAUUGUUAGUGGCAUAGAUAACAUAUCUAGACUGUGAUGAUAGAAAAUAGAGUUGCAAUAACCACUGAGUAGGUCCAAUAGUUACUUGUUAAGGAGAAUAUUGCUCUUCUUUUCCUGGCAAAACCCAUCUGCAUAGGAAACAACUAAAAAAGACCAAGGUGAUGAUUGUGGUUUUAUGUUAAAAAAGGGAUGUUUGUCGUUUUUCUUGCAUCAGCUGAGUUUGAAAAGUUAAACUGGUGCUAUCUUUUCUCACCUGUUUGUACCAACUUGAGAGUUUACGUGUGCAUCAUUUGUCCUACAGUCUGCUUCAUCGUUUCACACUGCCCUAUGAUUUUGUGGGUAAUUAAAUCCCUGCAUUUACUAAUAGGGAAUAUUUAUAGGUUUUAAUUUAAUUGGACAAGAAAAAUAAAAUUGCUAAGAGCACAUUAUAGUAAGACACACCUGUGUUUACAGCAGAAUGGGGGGGGGGGGGCUAAACAAGCAGAAGGGGACAAAUCAUGUUCUGUAUACAAAUGGUGAUUUUGUGUUUGUGUGAAUUAAUGAGUUAAUUAUGACAAUCAGGAUGUUUCCACAGUAGCAUUUCACAGGUUGCUCUGACAUCUUAGCACCUGACAUCUAAACUCAUCCCAAAGACACACACACACACAUUUUUUCACACAUGCACUUCUUAAGCCAAGUUGUACAGCACAUCGGGACAUUUAUUUUAUUUUGUUAAUCUAUUAGCAAAGAAGAUGUAUGCUCAGUUGCACCUGAUGAAGAGCAUUUGGGUGAAAUUUGCCAUUAUGAUCAGAUUCUUUCACCUCUAAAGAAUCUGCAGGCUACAUUUCUGUUGUUUGCAGCUUUGAGUUUAACGUUAACCAGCUGUGAAGCUUCGAGAGUUCUUAGCGUGCACAUCUCAACUAGCGUUUUAAAAUGAUGUAUCGAUAGCACAUAUUUAGAUGCCAGCUAUUUAUCAGUAGAAACUCAGAAGAGAAUAUAGAAAUACAUAUUUUUAAAUAGCACAUUUCUUCCUCACACACAGAAUCCUCCUUUAACAGUAACCAGCUCAUUAUUUUUCUGUUAUUCGUUGUUGCUGUGAAAAUAUUAACGAGAAAAAAGAAAAUGCAGAAAAUAAAAAGACAUAUUUAAAAAUGGAGCUUAUUUUGAUUUUGAUGCCAUCAUGUUUGGAAACAGAGAAAUCUCCCAGAGUCUCUGAUGGAUAAAGAUGAAUGAAACGUCUGAUUUUAGGAUUAAUUCAGUUAUUUUUAGCCACCAAUGAAAUAGUCAGAUUUCAGUGAGAUCUUUGUGCAAAAGAAAUAUGAGUCUGAUACAAAAGUUAGCAUGCUUGAUAUCAAUACAUGAUUAACAAAAUAAGCAAUAAAUGAUUUAUGAUCUCGUUAUUUAUGCAGAAUGAAAUAUCUAAUAAUUUAAUUUUAAUAUUUAUAUUUUUCUAUCAAUAAUAGAAUAGAAUAAAUGGAAUAGAAAAUCUCUUUAUUGUCCCUCAGUGUGGAAAUGUUGAUGUCACGGUAGUAGUUACGUUCACAACAGGAGCAAAGAAGAGUAAACAACCAACAAAACAUACAAGCAAGAAAUAA
Nothobranchius furzeri (turquoise killifish) is the source of this 8820-nucleotide messenger RNA. RefSeq names its product SRC kinase signaling inhibitor 1a (gene srcin1a). Gene Ontology annotation, biological process: regulation of dendritic spine morphogenesis. Gene Ontology annotation, cellular component: actin cytoskeleton; cytoplasm; postsynaptic density. The record is from RefSeq and is a predicted model, not a curated record. NCBI's taxonomy places the organism in Eukaryota, Metazoa, Chordata, Actinopteri, Cyprinodontiformes, Nothobranchiidae.